This is a messenger RNA of Musca vetustissima, 1058 nucleotides long. RefSeq names its product large ribosomal subunit protein mL39 (gene mRpL39). Gene Ontology annotation, cellular component: mitochondrion. The transcript is spliced from 5 exons. Gene Ontology annotation, molecular function: threonine-tRNA ligase activity; nucleotide binding. Gene Ontology annotation, biological process: threonyl-tRNA aminoacylation. Bases 1 to 999 code for a protein of 332 amino acids. NCBI's taxonomy places the organism in Eukaryota, Metazoa, Arthropoda, Insecta, Diptera, Muscidae. The record is from RefSeq and is a predicted model, not a curated record.
AUGUCAGGCGUUCGACAAAUUACACCAGCUUUGUGGAAUUCGGUAACCAAAUGGCAGAAAUUCAACAAUUUACGACAAUUUUCCAAUUCAGUUAUCGAGAGACGUAAUGAACUUUUCACUGAAGAACAAAAAAGGCAACGGGAACGUGUAGGUCGUAUUGAAAAGAUCGAAGUGCGCUACUUGGGCCUGCCACAGGAUGUCACUCUGAUCAUGAAUCGUGAUCUAUCGACUCCCUAUAAUUGUGCUCAACAUUUAAGCGAAGGACACUGCAAACGUUCCGCCCUGGCCUUGAUAGAUGGUAAUGUAGCUUGGGAUAUGCAUAGGCCUUUGCCGGAUAAUUGCACCCUGCAGCUGUUGAAUUUUACCGUGGCUGAUCCACAUGUUGUCAACAAAGCAUUUUGGCGUUCAUGUAGUUUUAUGCUGGGAGCUGCUUUACAAAAUGCAUUCAAAGAGGAAGCAAACUUACAAUUGCACAGCUUUCCAGGACCUAAUAUAAAAUCCGGCAGUUUUGUGCAUGACAUUGUUCUUGGCUCUAGAACAUGGGAGCCCAGCAAACCUGAACUGCGUGCAUUGUCAGCGGAAAUGAUUAAAUUAGCAGCAAAGGAUAUCAAAUUUGAACGACUGGAAAUCAAUAAUGAGCUGGCUCUUGAAAUGUUCAAGGAUUCCCAUUACAAACGUGAACAAUUACCAAGUAUUUCAAGUCAAAAUCAAGGACGUGUUGUGGUCUAUAGAUUGGGAACACAUAUUGAUAUUUCACGAGGACCUAUGAUUGCUUCUUCGCGCUUCUUGGGAAAAUGUACUAUUGCAGCUGCACACAAACUAGCCGAUGAAGGCGAUAAAGAUGCCAUCUACAGAGUACAAGGAGUUGCACUUCCCUCAGGUUUUGUUCUAAAUCAUGUAGCGUAUGGAACAUUGGAGGAGAGAGCAAAAAAAUUGAACCCAGCUCGCCAACCCAACGAACCAUUUGAAGAACUAUCCCAUGUAUCCCAAAUGGCGUAAAUUGUUUUUAUUAUAUCUAAGUUAGUAUUUUUGUUUUGUUGUAAAAAAUACUUUAGCCU